AUGAGAACAGCCCCCACAGCAGCGUUAGAAGUUAUCACAGAUCUACCACCACUCCAUCUCCUACUAAAGAAAGAAGCCAUGGUCAACGGCUACAGGCUCAUCGCAGAAGAUAACUCUAAUUCCAAGAUAAUCCACUCUGAUAUUCUCACUGAAUUAAAUAGGGAAGAAUUACUUAAAAUAUCUCUAGUAGACAAUUGUCUCCCAAGAUAUUACUUCACCCAAAACUAUAAGGUCACAUUCCCCUCACGACAUGAAUGGGAACAGAACAGACCCAUCUUCAAUAGCGAGUCUCAUGUAUGGUACACAGAUGGCUCCAAAACAAAUGAAGGUGUUGGGGCCGGAGUAUUCGGAAUGAACACCAAAACUUAUCUGCACCAGAGCAUGGACAGCUUCAAUUCCGUAUUCCAAGCAGAGAUAUUCGCAAUUGAACUCUGCCUCAGAGAAAACUUAAACAGAGCUGUAAUAAACAAAAAAAUUUAUAUUCUCUCUGACAGCAAGGCCGCACUCCAAGCUCUUAGGAGCAAUGAAGUCACCUCAAAGCUGGUAUGGGACUGUAUACAACUUCUACACCAGCUUGCCAGUACAAACAGAGUUCAACUCAUUCGGAUACCUGGUCACAGCGGUCACGUUGGGAAUGAAAUAGCAGACACACUAGCCAGAAAAGGUUCCGCAUCUACAUUCAUGAUGCCAAGACCAUUCUGUGGUAUACCAACAAGCACUGCAAAACAUUACAUUAAUAAAUGGCUAAGAGAUAUGGCUAAUCAUUACUGGACGCAUACGGAAGGUAACAGACAAGCCAAAAAAUUUAUACCAAACAUCUCCCACGCCAGAACGAAACAACUCCUCACACUCAACAGGAGUCAGAUUCGCAUAACCACAGGCUUCCUUACUGGACACUGCUCAGUAAAAAAACAUCUCAAGACCAUGGGCAUUACACAAGACGAUACCUGCAGAAUGUGUAACGAAGACGAAGAAACAGCAGAACACAUAUUGUGUCACUUUAGUCAUUCUACGACAAACGGACAAGUAGAACGUACUCAUAGUACAUUAAUCGAAAUAACACGCUGUAUUAAAGCAGAAUACAACAUAAUAGAUGAUAAGCAGGCAGUGCUAGAAGCAGCACAUAAAUAUAACGAAACGGUUCACUCUGUAACAGGCCUAAAACCCCAGGAAGUGUUAUUCAACAAGAAAAAAGAAAUCAAAAUCAACAACAAUAUACCGAUGCAACAUAUAAUCAAAUCAACGGCUCCACAACAAGAGAUGACAUUAGAAAAAGGACUUGCCUUGCUUCAGGCGAUUCAUUUUGAGCGAUGGGGGGAGUUAUAA
Episyrphus balteatus (marmalade hoverfly) is the source of this 1326-nucleotide messenger RNA. RefSeq lists its product as uncharacterized. Gene Ontology annotation, molecular function: nucleic acid binding; RNA-DNA hybrid ribonuclease activity. The record is from RefSeq and is a predicted model, not a curated record. The transcript has 3 exons. Lineage: Eukaryota; Metazoa; Arthropoda; Insecta; Diptera; Syrphidae. Bases 1 to 1326 code for a protein of 441 amino acids.